This is a messenger RNA of Closterium sp. NIES-65, 963 nucleotides long. Lineage: Eukaryota; Viridiplantae; Streptophyta; Zygnematophyceae; Desmidiales; Closteriaceae. The record is from the annotation of a GenBank genome assembly.
AUGCGCCUCUGGCCUUUCAGCGUUCUCCCAGGCCACUCGUUCCGACAUCUCAACCCUGCUCUUCCUCUACCAGAUGUGCCGUGGGCGGAUGCUGGACGCCUGUGCUGUUUGCGUGUGAGAGCACUCAAACUCUGCCAGGUAUCGGAGGAGCACGUGGAGCAGGUGGUGGAGGUGAUGGGGUUGGCACCACUCAUCUCCCUCACCACGGACAUUGCAGCAGCAGACGCCGUGCUGGCACUGCGCUCCAAGCUCAAGGGCAACGCGUGGCUGCGCGGGGCCAACACGGCGUCUCAGGUGGUGCGGGCUCUUCGUGCCAUCCUCAACCUCCCCACUCUCACCUCUCCGCCUCCCUCCUCCUCCUCCUCCUCCUCCUCCUCCUCCUCUGCCUCAUACGCCGCCUCUCCGCCUCACUCUUCCCCUUCUGCUACUCUUUCUCGCAACGCGCCCCUUCCUGAUGUUGCUAUAGCGUCAUCCACACCGCCCACCAACUCUCAACCUUGCAAGAUGAGAGCAGCAAGGGUGGCGGUAGCAGCAGCAUCGGCAUUCGCAAGCAGCAGCAGCGGCAGUUGGGUGGGUGGGGCUGGAGAGGACGAGGAGGCAACAAGAGGGGCUGGCGGAGGUUCAUUGGAGGACGAGAUUGAUGCGCUGGAGGAGGCGCGCAUGGCAGCGGAGAGCAUGAUGGGGAGCGCAGCACAAGCAGUGGACCUGCUACCACGCGCCCCGCGCAUCCUCUCCCUGCAGCUGCAGCUGAUCAAUGACUACCCCCUCUCCUGGCAGUACACUGGCUCUCCCCCCACCCGCCGCAUCCGCAUCCUCCCCCUCCCUGCCUCUGCUCGCUCGGAGCUUGCUCCAGCUGUCAUUUGUCGAUCCAAUUCUCCUGUUGGUGCCAUUGGUAGCGUUGGCCUCCGGUGUUACGAGUGGUGGAGAAAGAAUGGGAUGGCAGGGAGAACAGGAAGAUGUUGA